AGGAGGCAUAUAAAUUUGCAGCAGAAAACAGACAGGAAAACUCAGCAAAGGUGAAAAAGUACUACAAUCAACAUUUAAAAAGCAUCCCUUUGCAACCAGGAGAUCGAAUACUGGUCAGGAACCUCUCAGAACGUGGGGGUCCUGGUAAACUGCGAGCAUAUUGAGAAAACUGUAUCUACCGUAUUGUUAAAAAGAUAUGAGAUGGACCUGUGUAUCAAGUACAAGCUGAGACCUGAGACCGUAAUCUUCUAGUCUUCCACAGAAUUCUUCUUCUGUCAGUAAAUAACCUGGAGCUGGAACAAUAACAAAGUCAUAAAGAAAACCCGACUGGAAAAACACAAAGGAAAGAUCAAAUGUCACUUUAGGCAGCUGCUGGGCCAGAGUCUGAACAAUCUGUCGAGGAGGAAGAAAACUCUUUUUACUGGCAACGGGUACCUGUGUAUCAGUGGAGAACCACAGCUACUACUUAUGUACCAUGUCCCAUUCCCUGUUGCCAUCGCAACCUGUCAUGUACUAUUUGCCCACACCUGUGGGGACAUGUUAAGAGUAGUAAACAGUAAACUUAACAUGACUUGACGUGACAAAUAUUUAGUACAAGAUGCCAGAGUCAUCUCUUGAGGCAGGGGAGGUUACAAAACGUUAAAAGAGAGAAAAUAUCGCCCCUUCUUAGCCUAGGGCUGGCGCCGGUAACAUAUAAACCAAUUUUCAGGAACCGAAAGCAAACUUGGAAGUGCCCACAAGAGAAGGGGUUGGUUCAAACUGUUGUUCUCCUUGGACUGCGUAACAUUAAAAGUUCAAUAUGAUACUUGUUAAACUUCUGAUUCUGUCCUUAACUUUGUCAGCAGCAUGUGGAUUGAGAUGCUACUCAUGCACAGCGGCCGACCCCAAAUCCUGCAUGGACACCAAAGCCUGUGCUGCCCUCUUCAACCGUUGUUUCUCACUCAGAACGGAGGGCUAUGACAUCGUCACCAAGGGCUGCCAAACCAGUGCAUUGUGUGUUGGAGCCGUGAAAUGCUGUGAAGGGGAUCUGUGCAACAGCAGCACACCACCUGGAUCCAAUUCCCUUUUGAUCAUGCUGACUGCAGCUAUGUUCAUACUUUUCCUCUGAGAGCCUAAAAUUUGAGAUUUAAAAUGUUUUUCAUUGAUAUUUCAAAAAAUUAAAAGAGAAAUGGUGACAUUUUUCAAGUGACCCAUUCAAAUGAAAAUUAAGUUUUGGUGUUCUUAACAUAUUCUAGUCGCUUUUUUUCAUAAUGGACAACAUAAAUAAAAGAUUACAAUUGCUUUUCAGAGUAUAUUUUAUUCAAACUGUGAAGGAUCAAAAGCUGAUAAAGAAGUGUUCACUUAUUAUCAGUUUGGUCAACCUUCUAAUCAGUCAUAGAUGUCUACAGUAAACAUGAUGCUUACUUAAAUAUAGAAAAAACCUCCAAAACAAUGUAUGGAAUGGUAUUACACUGCCAAAGAUUAAAUAAAAAAGCCAAAUCUU
Messenger RNA from Oryzias latipes (Japanese medaka), 1483 nucleotides. Lineage: Eukaryota; Metazoa; Chordata; Actinopteri; Beloniformes; Adrianichthyidae. The record is from RefSeq and is a predicted model, not a curated record.